Messenger RNA from Boeremia exigua, 390 nucleotides. Its product is annotated as Glyoxalase/Bleomycin resistance protein/Dihydroxybiphenyl dioxygenase. Lineage: Eukaryota; Fungi; Ascomycota; Dothideomycetes; Pleosporales; Didymellaceae. The transcript is spliced from 2 exons. Bases 1 to 390 code for a protein of 129 amino acids. The record is from RefSeq and is a predicted model, not a curated record.
AUGGCUUCAUUCUCGGUAAAGUCAAUCGAUCAUGUCGUGCUCACAGCCAGGGACAUCCCGAAGACCAUCGAGUUUUACACGCAACGAUUGGGCAUGAAGCAUGAGGUCUUUUCUGCGAACGGAGGCGAGCGCCAUGCACUGUCGUUCGGGAGCCAGAAGUUGAACCUACACCAGUCUGGGAAGGAGUUUGAACCGAAAGCAGAAAAUGUUCAACCAGGGUCAGAAGACCUGUGCUUUAUCACAGAUUAUCCUGUAGAUGAUGUGUUGAAAAGCUGGCAGGCAAAUGGGAUUGAGAUCUUAGAAGGUGGCAAAGUGGUAGAUCGAACUGGAGCUCAAGGCAAGCUGAGGAGCGUGUAUUGCCGUGAUCCUGACGGCAACCUGAUCGAGUAA